GCGGGGUUUGUUGCCAAGGUAACACGUAAACAAAGUUAUGGUUAUUUUUGAAAGCUAGGUGUAGUGAACAGGACAUCGACUGGAUAAAGGAUCCGUAACACAUAUGACUUUCUUCGGCUUGACCCAGCUGGGUUAUCAAAACCCAAUCGGUGAUAACAUGCUCAUAAAUCCCCGGGGAGUGCCUCCGUCUCAGGAUGACUGUUUUACAGUCAGAAGAGAAUUUCAGCCAUUGGUUAAAGAACAAGGAACCCUCAUAAACCCAGAAGUGACCAAAGUACUACUACAGCCUCAUUGCUACAGCGUUGAUGAUCAUCGAGGGAGUCAUCAGCGAUACGCAGAAAUGGUGAAAAAGGCUCAACCACCCAGGCUUCCCAACCAGCUGUAUGUAAUACCUCUGACAGAAAACCAGAAGUACGGAUGGAUGAGACACAUGAGCACUGAACCAUGGACCCAGUGCCAAAGGUUUCCUCAAAAAAUCAGCGAGAUGACAAGGUUCGUUGGUACAAUGACCUUGAUACACCGAGACUUCAGCUUGUUCUGACCUCCCUCAUGUUUUGGCUUCAUGAAGCAGAAGCUGUUGUUUUGAAAGUCAAAAAAAAAAGCCUGCAACUUUUUGACUCUUCAAUCUUAUUUUAUUGAAUAAAAUUUAAUUACUUUGUUGUUCCUAUUGGUUGUUUCUUUUUAUAUAUAAGUGUUUGUAUGUAUGCAUUUAACCGGGUUUGUCUCGUUGAGAUUAAAAAUGUCUUUUUUUAAGAGAGAUUUGGCCAAGACUUUCAGCAACACACAGACGAUCACAAAUCAAAAGUACAAAAUGUGGCCUUAAAUACAUAUAUUUAACAAAUAAUUGCUCUAAUUAAUGGAUAUUGUACACUAUUUUACUUGUGCACUAUGAAAUGUGCUAUAACAGUGCUAUAGUACUCUGUUAAAUCUCUAGUAAAUACAAAAUGUACAUGCUGACAUUAUUCUAAUAAGUUGUUUUUUGAGCUGUAAAGAGUUGUAUCCACUGUCUACAAGAAAUUCAGAUAACAUGAGCAAUUACAAAAAAUUUUUUUGCUAUGGGAUUAAUAAUGUAUUUAUUAAUUGAAAAUUCAGAAAUGCUAGAUGGAGGUUGAAGCAUCUUCAUUCCUACUGAAUGUGAUCCAAGAAAGGAACAGCAGAGAAUCGGCAGCAUUGUUUCAAAUAGGGAACAAAACUACUUCUGGAUUUUGUGAUCCAAUCUUACAGCU
Messenger RNA from Xiphophorus hellerii (green swordtail), 1226 nucleotides. RefSeq names its product sperm microtubule inner protein 11 (gene spmip11). The transcript has 4 exons. Bases 104 to 541 code for a protein of 145 amino acids. NCBI's taxonomy places the organism in Eukaryota, Metazoa, Chordata, Actinopteri, Cyprinodontiformes, Poeciliidae. The record is from RefSeq and is a predicted model, not a curated record.